AUGAACAUCCACACAUAUGGAUACAUGAACAUCCACACAUACGGAUACAUGAACAUCCACACAUACGGAUACAUGAACAUCCACACAUAUGGAUACAUGAACAUCCACACAUACGGAUACAUGAACAUCCACGCAUAUGGAUACAUGAACAUCCACACAUAUGGAUACAUGAACAUCCACACAUAUGGGUACAUGAACAUCCACACAUAUGGAUACAUGAACAUCCACACAUAUGGAUACAUGAACAUCCACACAUAUGGGUACAUGAACAUCCACACAUAUGGAUACAUGAACAUCCACACAUAUGGAUACAUGAACAUCCACACAUAUGGAUACAUGAACAUCCACACAUAUGGAUACAUGAACAUCCACACAUAUGGAUACAUGAACAUCCACACAUAUGGAUACAUGAACAUCCACACAUAUGGAUACAUGAACAUCCACACAUAUGGAUACAUGAACAUCCACACAUAUGGAUACAUGAACAUCCACACAUAUGGAUACAUGAACAUCCACACAUAUGGAUACAUGAACAUCCACACAUAUGGAUACAUGAACAUCCACACAUAUGGAUACAUGAACAUCCACACAUAUGGAUACAUGAACAUCCACACAUAUGGAUACAUGAACAUCCACACAUACGGAUACAUGAACAUCCACACAUAUGGGUACAUGAACAUCCACACAUAUGGAUACAUGAACAUCCACACAUACGGAUACAUGAACAUCCACACAUACGGAUACAUGAACAUCCACACAUACGGAUACAUGAACAUCCACACAUAUGGAUACAUGCCCUAA
Messenger RNA from Neopsephotus bourkii (Bourke's parrot), 801 nucleotides. Its product is annotated as prisilkin-39. The coding region runs from base 1 to 801 and encodes 266 amino acids. The transcript has a single exon. Lineage: Eukaryota; Metazoa; Chordata; Aves; Psittaciformes; Psittacidae. The record is from RefSeq and is a predicted model, not a curated record.